Drosophila yakuba is the source of this 986-nucleotide messenger RNA. RefSeq lists its product as uncharacterized. NCBI's taxonomy places the organism in Eukaryota, Metazoa, Arthropoda, Insecta, Diptera, Drosophilidae. The transcript has 5 exons. The coding region runs from base 137 to 943 and encodes 268 amino acids. The record is from RefSeq and is a predicted model, not a curated record.
AGAUAAAAACGAACGCCACUACGAGUUCUAUCUCAUUCGCAGCUCGUGCGUAGUAAACUCGAUUAAGGAUCUGUGCGGAUUGUGACUGGGAUUCCGGCAGUGAUUCUGGGAGUGACAGUGACGCCAGCUUUCCACCAUGCUCCUAAUUGGAUUACUAAUGCUGCUCCAUGCCGGCCUCCAGUGCGUUGCUUUCUACACGGAAAAACCUUCCUUUAUGGAGUCAUGUAAGAUUUACGAACCGGAGUUCACCAAGUGCUCAACUCGCUCCAUACAGGCAUUUAUGAACCAGCUCGUCAAAGGUGUGCCCGAAAUCGAGGAAUCCUUUGGACCCAUCGAUCCCAUGAGGCAGGAACAGUUGGUGUUCAAUCAGGAUAACAGCGACGUGGCCACGCUUUCCGCCAAUCUUACGGAUAUGCUGAUCAGUGGCUUUGGCAAAAUGGUGAUUAAGGAGAGCAAGGUCAGCAAGAAGGAUUUUAGCUGGCUAACGAAGAUCUAUCUGCCCCAAAUGCGAAUGGAUGGCCACUACAAAAUGGUCGGUCGCAUUUUGCUGGUGCCUCUGCAGGGCAAUGGAAAAAUCGUUAUGGAAAUAGAUGAUCUGGACAUACUGAUGAGCACCAAGACACGCCUCUACGAGAAGGGCGGCUACACAUUCUACAAUGUGACGUCCGUGAAGGUGAAAUUGGAGGUCGGCAAAGUGCGCACCAGGAUGGAUAACCUCUUCAACGGCCACAGCAAGGAGGUGGAAAAGAGCACCAAUCAGUUCUUCAACGACAAUUGGCAGAAUGUCUUCGAGGCACUGCGUCCACUGGUGGUUGAAACCGUGGAACGAACGCUACUAGAUCUUCUCCACAAGACAUUCGCCCUCUUUCCAGCCAGCUUCUUCGUGGAGGACAUACCCACCUCCUUGACCUUGUAUGGUCGCAAAUCAGACAUGAUCACAUAAAAAGUCUUUCUUUACUAAAUAAAGAAAGAACACCAAUAAUAUA